AUGACCAAUGCCACCACAGUGACAGAAUUCCUGCUCCUGGGUUUCUCAGAGAUCCAGGAGCGGCAGAUCGUCCAUGUUUUUACAGAGCUAGUCAUCUUCACAGUGAUGUUCUAUGACGGCUACUUGGCCAUCUGCCACCCCCUGUGCUACGCGAUAAUCAUGAAUCAAGGGGCCUGUGUGAAGAUGGCCGCCACUUCUGCAUUGCACACAGCCAGAACCUUCUCCUUCUAUGGGCCCAGAGUUGUGGGCCAUUUCUUCUGUGACAUCCCCCAGUUACUCACCAUCUCCUGCUCUCCUGAUCUCCUCAGACAGGUGGUGCCCAUCUACAUCAAUGUGACUUUCGAAUUCUGCUGUUUCAUUGUCAUCGUCGUCUUCUACAUCCAUACCAUGGUGAUGGUGCUAAGGAUGCUGUCUGCAGAAGGCCGGACCAAAGCCUUCUCCACCUGCCUGCCCCACCUCGUCGGCAUCACUCUUUUCGUCUCCAUGGGGCUCUUAGCCUACCUCAAGGCCCCCUCGUACUCCCCCUCAGUUAUGGACCUUCUGGUGUCCAUGUUCUACACGGUGGUGUCCCCCACCGUGAACCCCCUCAUCUACAGCCUGAGGAACAGAGACAUGAAGGUUCAGAAGCUACAACUGGUCCAUGCCAUCCUGUUCCUCCUGGUCUACCUGGCGGUCCUGACGGGAUAUCUCCUCAUCUUCGCUGUCAUGGCCUUUAACCAGCACAUCCACACCCCCAUGUACUUCUUCCUCAGAGCUGUUCAUCUCACGGCGAUGUCCUUCAACCGCUACGUGGCCAUCUGUCGCCCCCUGAACUAUGUCAUCAUGGACCGAGGGACCUGUGGGAAGAUGGCUGCUGCUUCAUGGCUCUACGGGAGCCUGACGGCAGUGCCACCCUCUAACUCCCCCUCCACGCUGGACCUGCUGGUGUCCUUGUUCUACAAGGUGGUGCCUCCCGCCUUAAACCCCUUCAUCUAA
Messenger RNA from Tachyglossus aculeatus (Australian echidna), 975 nucleotides. RefSeq names its product olfactory receptor 14A16-like. The coding region runs from base 1 to 975 and encodes 324 amino acids. Lineage: Eukaryota; Metazoa; Chordata; Mammalia; Monotremata; Tachyglossidae. Gene Ontology annotation, biological process: G protein-coupled receptor signaling pathway. The transcript has 5 exons. The record is from RefSeq and is a predicted model, not a curated record. Gene Ontology annotation, cellular component: membrane. Gene Ontology annotation, molecular function: olfactory receptor activity; G protein-coupled receptor activity.